AUGGCAAAGGGAAAAAUUGUCUCCAUUGCCAAUCAAAGAGUACAGGACCUACCGAGAUCAUGCCAGCUACCGACGAUUGAGCCUUUUAGAAAGCGAGCGAAUGAAAGACAUGCGGGUGUUACCGGAAAAAUACGGCGUGAGAUGGCUCCCUUUCUGUGGUAUUCUGUGAUGGGUAUUCCGCAAAGUAUUAAUCCGGAUGACGACCCUUUCGUGCAGUUGCUUCUCAUGAUAGACUUUUUGCAACGCAAACUUCUUGGUAUUAACCAGAAGCCUGAAGUUGCCAGCAAGACGAGGGAAGAUAUCAGUGACACAGCAAGGCUGGGAUAUGAAGUUGGAAAAAAGGCAGCGACUGUACUGAAUUGUGCAGUAAACACAAAGUUACACAGAACAAUGAGGCACAUAUCAGACCACUACCUGGAUUUCGGAUGCUUUAGGAAAGGGGCCACUGACGGCAAUGAGACACUUCACAAAGCAACAAAGUUAGCGUAUCGCUCGACAAACAAGCAGCUGUCUAAAAUUGCCCCCCAACUGCUGAGCGCUAGAGCCAUCAUUGAAACCAAAAAACAUGAUGCCCACGGUUCGCAAUCCAGAUCGCAGCUGCUGCUGACUCGUAGACCAGUAGUAUUGUCGAACAAAAAUAUGCCAGAGCCAUGCACUGCACAAGAGGCGGCUGAGUCUGUGAUUCCAGAAGGGCAUGUAGAUCGUUUUGUGUUAUUACUGGAGCAGGACAUAGAGGACACGGACUCAUCAGAAGAUGCUGAGAAGGCGAUUACAAGAUCGUUGCAGCCAUCUACAAACCUUGCCAUAUACCGUGUAGCUAAAUCAAUCAGAUUUCUCGCAACUGUGCCUUGGUGUCUGGAACAAAGUUUUUCGCAGACGAUCUACGCUGGAUAUAAUGUAUUUGGUUACGCCCGACAAGAUGCAAUUCAGUAUAAGAAAGAUGGCGGCCAGAUCCAUUUUGGAGUCGUUCAGGCGAUUUUUUCUCAUGCUGCUACUGCCAAAAGCAGAAUAGCUUUAGUCAGGAGGCUGGAAGCAACUACACCCGACAAUGGCAAUGUAAAAGUUGUGCUAGAGUUUGGCAAUGAAAGGCUUAAAUACGUGCAAUACAAGGGAGAUGUGAAGCUGGACUGUGUCUUGCCAUCGUCCCUAUUUCGACCGGCAAUGUUAAUACCAGACCCUUGGGUAGUGUCAAAGCUAUAUGGGCUGCAAAGAAGGAUGAAUGAUCUACCUGAUACGCCUACGACGCGUAAGAACAUGAGGUUUUUUGAAGUGGCGGGUUUUAAAUACACAUCCUUACCGGAACAGGUUUGUGUUUGA
Messenger RNA from Chondrus crispus (carragheen), 1317 nucleotides. RefSeq lists its product as hypothetical. NCBI's taxonomy places the organism in Eukaryota, Rhodophyta, Florideophyceae, Gigartinales, Gigartinaceae. The coding region runs from base 1 to 1317 and encodes 438 amino acids. The record is from RefSeq and is a predicted model, not a curated record. The transcript has a single exon.